This is a messenger RNA of Phaeodactylum tricornutum CCAP 1055/1, 2496 nucleotides long. RefSeq lists its product with no specific name. Gene Ontology annotation, cellular component: cis-Golgi network; membrane; COG complex. Gene Ontology annotation, biological process: intra-Golgi vesicle-mediated transport; Golgi organization; intracellular protein transport. The coding region runs from base 73 to 2496 and encodes 807 amino acids. The record is from RefSeq and is a predicted model, not a curated record. NCBI's taxonomy places the organism in Eukaryota, Bacillariophyta, Bacillariophyceae, Surirellales, Neidiaceae. The transcript has a single exon.
CGAAUGCGUAGCUGUCGUUGGACUUGUACACGCACGGAUCAAAAACGGAACACAGUAUAAUACCAUUACAGCAUGACGUCGUCGGCGACGCUUUCCCCGUUACCGCGGUCCCCGACGGCGGGUCGUUCCGUCCCGUCCGUAUCGUACGAAACGUACGCCCCCCGUUCGACCGCACAAGUGGCUCGCUUGAGUCAUCUCGCAGCCUUGACGGCGGGUCCGCUGUCGGGAACGGGACCUACGGAACCUGUGGGUGCGACUCUUGCACACGCCCUAGCGCCCCCGGCGCUAAAGACCGAGUCGUGGUCGUCGCUCGGGGACGACGACGCCACGACGAUGCCACAGGCCGAGCGCGUUUCGGACCAUCUCGCGCACAGUCUUAAACACGCGACGGCCUUGCGCUACGCUCUGCGGGCGUCACUCAAUAUUGCCGAAGACUUGUCCAACCGUCACGCCGAUUUGAUCCGACACACUUCGGAAUUGUCCGCCGCCGCGGAUCGGUUGCAGGAAGAAGAGGAACUCUUGACCCGUCACGCGAUGGAAAUUGGUACGCCCUUGAAGCACUACGAUGCGGUGGAUCGUAUCGGAGUACUCGUUGGUGUCUUGUUCCGGGGAAUCUCUACGGUACACGGACUCGCUAAAAUUAAAGUGGACGACGACGAAUUCCCCGCCUUGCUCGACGAAAUCGACCAAGCCGUCGGUUACUUCGAACACGAGUCUGGAGGCCGAGGUGUAUUGCAAGCGGCGCUGCAGAGUAAGAAGCCUUUGCAGAGUGGCAACGUCGAGUACUUUCGUCGUGCCCUGGCACUCCAGGAGGCUGCCCUCUCCCUUUUGCGCGAAGCCGUCGCCGACCGUAUCGCCACUACGUGCCAGCAAAUCGUCUCCGUCCUGGACCUGGGACGGAAACCGGUCAAGGCCGACCAACUCGAAGCGUCCUUGAUCUACACACGCUUUCAUGGAAUUUCCUCGCGCUCGCACCGACUCCUGGCGUUGGUCAAAGCACGCGUACACCAACACGAAGCCUACGCGGAACUCCUUCAAACGUGUCGCCAAACGUACUGCGUACAUCGCGAGAAACUCCUCGCCAAGACCGUUCGCGCGCACAUGGAAAAAUUGCAACAGGAACACGGACCAGUCGGGAUGACGCGACUGGCGAGCGUAUUUUUGAUUCGGCUCUGUACGGUCGAGACCUCGUUGUAUUUGGAUUUCUUCGGGGCCGACACCACCAAGCCACCACCCCACGACAAGGCCGCUACCCAGAAAAAGACCCUGGCGGACGACACCACCUACCAGGACGCAGCAUUCCAAUCCUACUUGACUUCCUUGUGUUCCGCCUUGCACCGGACAAUUCGUCGCGGACUCGUCACCAUGCUGGAUUUGGACACUCUCUGUCAGAUCGUUUCCGUCCUGCGCGAAGAGCGCUCCAUGGCCACCUCGUCACCUACCACACUGGCAGCCGCCCGCGCCAUUUCCAGCGUCAUUCAAGACGCCCAGGAACGUGUCAUUUUCUGCGCCAAUACCACGCUCACCAAACACGUGGCCCGCUUCAAGGCCACUCCGAAGGACCUGGAUUAUCCAGACAAACUCCAGAAAAGUACCCCAUUACCGGAAAGCGACAGCACGGUGUACGAUGAGAAUGCGGCGGAACGGCACUUGGAACAGGUAUACGAAUCCUGGUUUCCACCCAUGCGGGUCGUCUUGCGCGUUUUGUCCAAAAUAUUCCGUGUCGUCGAACCGGCCGUGUUCGAAGACAUGGCCUUGACGGCGGUGCAAGCGUGUACCCGGAGUCUCAAAGAUGGUGCGACCUAUAUUCGGGCCCGCAAGGGGACCUUGCACGGAGAUUUGUUUCUCGUCAAGCAUCUCUUGAUUUUGCGGGAGCAGCUCUCUCCCUUUGAUAUGGAGUUGCGCUCGGUGGAACGGCAAUUGGACUUUUCCGAUGCCGGUAAGGCGGUGGCGCGCUUCUUAGCCAAUCGCAACCGGCGACUUUUUUCCAUGAGCACCGAGAAUGCGCUCGUCACGUUAUUACGCGAGGGCGUGUCGAUCCAAGAGUCGAGCGUGGAUUCCAAGCGAGAUUUGGAAGACGCCUUGCGUUCAGCUUGUAACGAUUUCAUUGCGCACGCGGCCCAGACCAUGGCCGCAGACUUGUUGCAGUUGUUGGAAACCUUUCAGACCAGUGAAAACGUUUCCAUGACGGUGCAAUCGUAUUUGCAGGCAGACGCCACAUGCGAUCUGUUGGAGCGGACCGUCAGUGGCAUCGAAUCCAGCCCGGUCCGGGACGAUUUGGCUCUAUAUCUUGACAAUGUCGCCACGCAGAGUAUUCUUCUCAAACCUGUCAGCCGGAAGAUUACCCGAGCAACGGAAGAUCUACGCAAGCUGGUUGCCAAACAUUGCCAAGAAGGGAUUAACGGUUGGACACUAGACGGACUUGACAAGGUCUCCGAACUACUGGAUAAAGUCGAAGCCACCACCAAGCAGAUUGGGAAACAUGCUCCAAAGUAG